CAUGAGGGCGCGCUACAAGGGCCCGCAUUUUUGCCGACUUCUUUGUUUAUGUGAUGUGCUUUGUCUAGUGCUGUGAAACUGUGUUUUUUGUGAGGGCAGUCUACCGAAGAACAUGAGGCAUCGACUAUGCAAGCUGAAGUGGCCCGUGAAUGGGGGGCCAGUUCGGUAUCUGACCACAACCACGCAAUGUCACCAGGCGUCUGAAAAUGGACUUGAGUUUGAUGCUGCCAAGACUCGAACCUGCCCUGUCCACGGGCAGAGGUUCCGGUCCACUCACGCUGCACUGGACACCUCGGUGUUCGAGACCAUAUCCCCGGCUGUGAAAUCCUGGGAGGAGGUGCCGGGGCCAAAACCAUUGCCUCUACUGGGGAACACUUGGCGAUUCGCCCCGUAUAUUGGUAACUACUCCGUAGAACACAUUGAUAAGGUGUGCCUAUCGUUGCGAGAGCAGUACGGCAAGUGCGUGAAGGUAGCUGGCCUGUUAGGCCGGCCUGACAUGCUGUUUGUGUUCGACGCGGGAGAGGUGGAGAGAGUCUUCAGGGGAGAGGAUGCUGCCCCUCACAGACCAUCAAUGCCGUCUCUGAACUACUACAAACACGUCUUGAGGAAAGAUUUCUUUGGUGCCGAAGAGAAUUGCGCAGGCGUUAUAGCGGUACAUGGUGACUCCUGGUCAGCUUUCAGAACUAAAGUGUCCCGAGUGGCGCUGAGCACAGUGGCUGCAGCACAGUACACAGAACCUGUGGCACAGGUGGCAGAUGCCUUUAUCGAUAGAGUACGAAAAAUUAGAAACAAAAAUUUGGAAACUCCAGACGACUUUUUGAAUGAAAUUCACAAAUGGUCUCUAGAGUCUCUAAGCUUAAUAGCUCUUGACACAAGACUAGGCUGCUUCGAAGCUCGUUCUGGCUCGGAGAGUCAGCAGUUAAUAGAUGCUGUCAACACGUUCUUUCUGUGCGUGGGAGAGCUGGAGCUAAGAGCCCCGUGGUGGAGGAUAUACCCCACUGCUAUGUUUAGGAGAUACAUCGCUGCUUUGGACACCAUCCUCAGUGUAACUCUGAGACACGUGGAGAGGGCGCUGGAGGAGCUGAAGACCGCCACCAACAAGUCGCUACUGCAGGAUCUGGUCGCGGCCGCCGGGCCCAAGGUGGCUGCCGUGGCUGCUCUCGACAUGUUCCUUGUGGGAAUUGACACGACAUCCAAUGCGGUGGCUUCAACGUUAUACCAGCUGGCAUUAAGGCCGGAAGUCCAGGACAGAAUCCACGAGGAAGUCACCAAGGCUCUGCAGGGCAGGCCCAUGAAACCUGGAGACAUUAACCAGAUGCCUUACCUGAAGGCUUGUGUUAAAGAGGUUUUAAGAAUGUAUCCAGUUGUAAUUGGAAAUGGUCGGCAACUCACCAAAGAUACAGUUAUUUGUGGCUACAACAUACCAAAAGGCACCCAAGUGAUAUUCCAACACUACGUCAUGGGCAACAGCGACGAGAACUUCACCCGCGCGUCCGAUUUCAUGCCCGAGCGCUGGAUGCGGCGGACGCCUGGUCAGACGCACAGCGCCUUCGCGUCGCUGCCGUUCGGGUUUGGGAAGCGCAUGUGUCUCGGCAGGCGCUUCGCUGAGCUCGAGAUACAUACUAUUAUAUGCAAGAUGGUGCAAGCCUUCAAGAUGGAGUACCACCACGAGCCUCUGGAGUACCACAUUCACCCCAUGUACACACCCAACGGCCCGAUACGGUUGAAGCUGAUUGAACGAUAAAAUUAAUUACUCAUAACUUUAACAAUAUUAUGACCGCAGGUCAGAAUAGGUAGAGGGUUUGUGUUUUCAUAAUUAUUUAAAGCUCUUUGUAGCUUAGUCGCGGGUUUGAAUCCCGAUGGGGGAUGUUUUACUAUAAAAGCUCUACAUUAUUUAAUAUUUACUUAUCUAUCUAUUCCGAUGUAUGGUCGUAGGUACCUAUAAAAUAUAAUGUACAUCACAGACAUGAAUGAUUUCGUAGUGCCAGAGUGGUGUUAAAUUACCGAGUUCAGUGACUUGGUUAAUAUUUUUUUUUUCUUAAAAUGAGAUGUUGUUAAAUUUUAAUUACAAAAAAUUUAACGUGUGAAAAUCUUGUGUUUUUUUGGGAAAAUUCACUGAUUUCCGAUUAAGGAGUUAGUUUUUAUUUUACUAUUUGUUUUUGAAUCUAUGCCUCUACCAUUGUACUUUAGUAUAAUUAAUUAAUUAGUUGAAAUCUGUACCCCCAGUGAAAAGGGAUCUAACUCGACUUAGAUCAAAAUCGACUUUAUAACAUAAUGUGAAUCUCUGAAAAAUUAGCUAUUUUUGUAUCUAAUCGGUAUGUUUCUACGACGUAUAGAAAAGAAAAUAAUUUUGUGCCAAAUGAUACAAGUAAGGCUUUGUGAACUUUUCUUUCGUGUAUAUUGAUACAUGUCUACUUUUAACAAAGUGUACCGGAGGCUUCUUUCACUUUUUUGUUGUGUCAAGAGGUAUGACUCGUGUUACUACUUUUUACACGAUUGAAGUUGUGCAGAUUGAAUUUGUGAUUAACAAUAUAAGAUGACGUGUAAAAUGUUGUAAGUUACUUAGAUCAAAAACAUUUGAAAAUCGCAACUAAUAAUUUGGUUAAUUAUUUGGUGUAAAAUGAUACAACUUAGCCCAAACGUCAGAUUAAAGGAAAAAAUAAUGUCGUAGUUUAUAAAUCAAAGAACUUUAGUUAAUAGUUUUAAUAAAUCUACUAGUAAAACAUAUAAUUGAAUUCAUAGUGCCUAACGUUGUCAAUAAAAGUACUUAAUAAGUGCAUUAUCGAAUUUACAAGAGCUCCAACUAACAGAAAUCUUUAUAAACAAAACUCAUCACCUUUGACAACAAAUUGAACUGGGCGAGUCAUGUCGAGAACAAAAUAAAAAUGGCCUGUAUAGCAUUCCAUCAGUGCAAGAGACUCAUUGUAUGGCCCUCUUACACAUAUUAUUAUGGAUCACUUGUGUGGUGGCACAGAACACAACUAUCCACAGCAAGAUCAAAACUCCAAAACCUGCAACGCCUAGUAAGCAUAGCGGGCACUAGUUGUAUGAGAACCACUCCAUCGACAUCACUUGAGUACCUUCUGAAUCUUAGAUCUUUAGACCUCUUUAUUCAGGAGGAAGCGCAAGCAGCCGCCCUAAGACUUAAAGGUAAGAACGGCAUAUAAAAGCAAAACAAGGAGACAGGACAUUCCACGAUCCUGCACAAAACCCUAAUAAAAGAAAUACCUCUCACCGAGGCACCCAUCGACAGAAUUCCCUGUGUUCACAUCUUCGACUGGAGAUAUAAUAUCCAGCUUACAACGGAAACGCAAGAUUGCUCUGGAAUCAAUGAAGUUAGGAUAUACACUGACGGCUCCAAAACCCAAAAAGGUACGGGAGCUGGUGUCUUCUCGAAUUACCUAAAUAUACUAAGAAUAUCUACAACACUAGAUACACACAAUACAAUUUUCCAAGCAGAAUGCAAUCAGAGCAGCACAGGCGAUUGCAACCAUAGAUAUCCGAGGUCUGAAUAUAAAAAUAAUCUCAGAUAGUGCAAGCAAUACAAAGCAACUUAAUAUACUACAUUAUAAUACUUAUAUUGGAAUGCCAUGACGCGCUUCUAAGUUAUUGCAGACGCAAAUGGCGUUACCCUGCACUCCUGAAGUGGAUCAAAGGGCACAGUAACUCCUUGAGCAACGACGCAGCAGAUGAACUGGCCAGAAGGGGAUCGUACAGGACGGUAUUUGGUCCGGAACAAUUAUAAUGCCGAUACCAUAAGCACAGAUCAAGACCUGGCUGCGCUCCAAAAUAGAAAAAUAACACCUCACAGAAUGGAAAGAUUGUGAAAGAUGCAGGCAAACAAAAGAUGCAGAUAUAUCGAAAAAGUUUUCCCGCAGCCUCAUAAAACUAAACAUGGACAACAUCCGCAAGGUCCUAAGUGUAAUAACAGGUAUGUUAAACAAACACCUACACAAUAUAGCUGUUACAGACAGUCUACUGUGCAGAAGAUGCAUGGAGGCAGAAGAAAAACCGCAGCACGUGCACAAGGAGUGCACAAGCGUAGCAAUCAACAGGCUCAAAUUCUCCAAUCACCAGGGUUGCUGCAGAAGGCCUGUAGCGACCUAGAUAGGCUGCUGCUACCUGGAGGGAUCUGGAGCGGUUGGAAUAGGAAGAUAAACUACAAAUAGCGCACAAUGGUCUAAUCAAGAGGCUAAGUGCAAUAUUCGAUUGCCCUGAAAAACUAACUACGAAAGUCCUUAUGAAUGGAUACUAUGUAUAAAGUAAAUAAUUAUGUAAAUGGCAUGUGUUGCUGGACUUUAUCUGCUUAGUUCGCAAGUAUAACAUGUCUUGUUAAUUCAUGUCUCUAUUGAUUUAAGAAGAUUCCCGCCGUAGGCAGUUCGAUAUUUUCAAGUUAUUUAUGAUUUAAGAAUAGGCUGACAAGGGUGGCUAAAUUUAUGUCCCAAAAUAAUUGUAGGGUUCAAGUUAUACUAGGACGUGUUAAAGGGCUUUUUAAAAGCCUCUUUGUUGAAAACAAAUGCAUUUUAUGACUUUACUUUUAUAUUAUCCUUCUGUAGCCAAAAGGCAAUCAAUAUUGCUUGACAUCACCAUCUCUGGUCCAGGGUUUGAUUCUUAUUAGGGUAAUUGUAGAAAACAAACUUUUCUCUGUCUCCUGUCUAAUUAGUUGAUGUGAAACCAUUGUUGUUUCUGGUCUUUACUACACAAUUGCUUCAGCUAUACUUACUUUAAAAUAGGAGAUAAUGUAUGUGAUUUAGGCCGAUAUCAUUCAUGGUAUAUGGUGUAAUAAUUAAUAAAAUAGUAGUUUCAGAUCAGAAUAAACAUUUAAGGAGUAAAUAAUUAGAAUUCAGUCUCAAAUUCUAGCCUUAUUCCUUUACAGUCGCCACUUAUAUCACUUUACACAAAAUUAUUAGGAUACUUAGAUCGCUAUUAUGUAAGUUAGAUCAGUUUACACUUUUAUUUCUCACCACAAAAUUGGUGUUUAUUGAUAUAAGUAAUGUUUUUUGGACUAUUUACCCUAAAUGACCUGAAAUAAUGAUUCCUCAUAGUGUAAUUACUUAUGUUUGUUUUACAACUUUUUCUAAAAUUGAAGAAACAAAAAAAUAUCAACAGAAAUGGCGUAAAAUGUAUCACUUUACACUUGUUAGCGAGUGGUCAUUUCAGUGUGGUGUAAAAUGAUUUAUGUCCCAUUAUAUCACUUUACACGAAUGUAAAGUUGUCGUGCAUGGUGAUAUAACUAGGUUUUUAUUUAAUUACGAAAAAACCACAUGCUAUAUUUCCCAAACUGGCACACUGCCUAAUCAUAUCUAAUAUUACCUUUCACCUAAAAAAUAUUUCACCCAGUUAUCUCUAAUAGCGACGAAGCAGGAUUUUUUUUAACUUCAAAUGCGAUUUCCCAAAAAUCACCAUUUUCGACUUAGCUCCCUUUUCACUGGGGGUACAGAAAUAUAAGUUUUCUAAAAGUAUCUGAUUUAAUAUAUUUACAGUUUUUCAACUUGUACCUAAUUAGUUACUAAAAAUAAUUUUACUGUAACUACAUAUUUCAAUAAUAAUGUAAAAAUAGCGUUAAUACAGUCUUUGUACAAGAUAUCAUAUUUUGAGACAAGAACUGCAGACGUACCUAUCUUUAUUUUAAUGAAUAAGUAAAAUAUUUCUGUGUAAAAUUAUUUAAGAAAUAUUUUUACUUGUGUGAAUUA
Ostrinia nubilalis (European corn borer) is the source of this 5693-nucleotide messenger RNA. RefSeq names its product probable cytochrome P450 49a1 (gene CYP49A1). Gene Ontology annotation, molecular function: iron ion binding; oxidoreductase activity, acting on paired donors, with incorporation or reduction of molecular oxygen; heme binding. The transcript is spliced from 13 exons. The record is from RefSeq and is a predicted model, not a curated record. The coding region runs from base 113 to 1744 and encodes 543 amino acids. NCBI's taxonomy places the organism in Eukaryota, Metazoa, Arthropoda, Insecta, Lepidoptera, Crambidae.